CGAUGCCAGUGAGGACGCAGCACGAGGCAGCGAGGCCAGACACCAGGCAGAGACCGACGAGCUCAAGAGCUUCCAGCCCAACGUGAUGACCAAUGUCCACGACAACGUGGCCAGGACGGCUGCCGAGUUCAUGAAGAACCAGCAGUUCGGCCCUGGGGACAUCGAGGAGAUCAUGCACGGGGGACAUCACGUGCAUGACGAGGGGCACAAAGAUCAAGGUCCAUUACAGGGAGGUAAUGUGGACAUGUUCGCUCAAGGGCAGGGAAGUAACUCUGAUGAACGAGCCAAAAAACAACACUCAACAAUUGACCCUGAACACAUGAUGCAUGCUGGACAAGGAGACCAUGACCAUAAUCCUCACACAGAACAAGUAGAGGCACAAGUCCAGCCCGGGGGUGGGGCACCCGCAGACAACCUGCUCAAGCCACUGGAACACCAAGAAUCAAAGGUGAAAUCGAGAAUAGUCAAGGAAUCAAAAUUUAAAAGAGUUACUCCCCAUUUUUUUCACAUGUGA
Molecule: messenger RNA, 514 nt
Organism: Physella acuta
Lineage: Eukaryota; Metazoa; Mollusca; Gastropoda; Physidae
Source: RefSeq, a predicted model, not a curated record